Molecule: messenger RNA, 4285 nt
Organism: Vidua chalybeata
Lineage: Eukaryota; Metazoa; Chordata; Aves; Passeriformes; Viduidae
Gene: ATP8B3
Product: ATPase phospholipid transporting 8B3
Exons: 27
Coding region: 18-3626 (1202 amino acids)
Biological process (GO): phospholipid translocation; Golgi organization
Cellular component (GO): plasma membrane
Molecular function (GO): magnesium ion binding; ATPase-coupled intramembrane lipid carrier activity; ATP hydrolysis activity
Source: RefSeq, a predicted model, not a curated record
CUGGCAGUGGUGCCAGCAUGGCUGAGCAGGACCCAGCCACAGGCUGCCCACGUGGGAAGCAGCAGCUGCCAGCUUUCACCUGGGAGGUGAGGGCCAACGACCGCAGCUACCACCAGCAGGUCAAGAAGAAAUUUGCUUUCUGCCUGAGCAAGAGGAAAUACUCGGGCAAUGCCAUCAGGACAGCCAAGUACAGCCUGCUCACCUUCCUGCCCCUGAACCUCUACGAGCAGUUCCACCGCAUGGCCAACGUCUACUUCGUCUUCGUCAUCCUCCUCCAGACUUUCCCUGAGAUCUCCACGCUGCCCUGGUACACUCUGCUGUUCCCCCUGAGCUGCCUUCUCAUCAUCCGGGGCCUGAGAGACCUCAUCGAUGACAUUGGCCGUCACCGCCGUGACAGGAACAUCAACAGCAGGCCCUGUGAAAUCCUGGCUGGGAGGAGGUUCUGCUGGCAGGAGUGGCGCGACAUCUGCGUCGGGGACAUCGUGCGGCUGCGCAAGGACAGCGUCGUCCCGGCUGACCUGCUCCUGCUGUGCAGCUCCGAGCCCAGCAGCCUGUGCUACGUGGAGACCGCUGACAUUGAUGGGGAAACCAACCUGAAGUUCAGACAGGCCCUUCUGGUCACCCACCAGGAGCUGGGGAGCGAGGAGAGCAUGGCUGCCUUUGAUGGGCGAGUGACGUGCGAGGAGCCCAACAGCCGCAUGCACACCUUCACGGGCACCCUGCGCUGGCGGGGCCACACCCACGCCCUGGAUGGCGACCGGAUCCUGCUGCGGGGUUGCCGCGUCCGCAACACCGCCCUCUGCUACGGCUUGGUGCUCUACGCAGGGUUUGAUUCCAAAAUCAUGAGGAACUCUGGGAAGAUCAAGAGGAAGAAAACCAAGCUGGACCACCUGAUGGACCGGCUGGUGAUCGUGAUUUUCCUGUUGCUGUUGCUGACAUCCCUGGGCCUUGCCAUCGCCUCUGGGUUCUGGGCCAGGACGUUCCAGGAGAAGCACAGCUACCUGGCUGCCCUCUACCAGCACACGAGCCCUGCCCAGCAGGCCUUCCUCAACUUCUGGGGCUUCACCAUCCUCCUGAGCAUCAUCAUUCCCAUGUCCAUGUACAUAACGUUUGAAUUCAUCUACCUGGUGAACAGCUGUUUCAUUAACUGGGAUCUGGAGAUGUAUUAUGGUGCCAAGGACAUCCCAGCCGAGGCCAGGAGCACCAGCCUCAGUGACCAGCUGGGCCAGAUCCAGUACAUCUUCUCAGACAAGACGGGCACCCUGACCCAGAACAUCAUGAGCUUCAAGAAAUGCUGCAUCAACGGGACCAUCUAUGGUCCAGGCACAGGCCAUGAGAACAAACAUGCACCAGGCUCGGGGCUGAGCCGGGAGCUCCCCGGGGAGCACAAGUCGGAUGUUGGCGAUGUGACGCUGCUGGAAGCCGCCCGGAGGGACAAUGACCCGGUGCUGAGGGAGUUCCUGAGGCUGCUGGCCCUCUGCCACACCGUCAUGGUGGAGGACAGGGGCGACCAGCUGGUUUACCAGGCAGCCUCCCCGGAUGAGGAAGCGCUGGUGUUGGCAGCCAGGAACUUGGGCUACGUCUUCCUGGCCCGGACUCAGGACAGCAUCACCAUCAGGGAGCUGGGCAGGACCAGGACGUACGAGGUGCUGGCCAUGCUGGACUUCAACAGCGACCGCAAGAGGAUGUCUGUCCUGGUGCGAGACCCCCAGGGCACCAUCCGGCUCUACACCAAGGGUGCUGACACCGUCAUCCUGGAGAGGCUGCGGAGGCGAGGGCCCCAGGAGACCCUCACUGAGAGGGCUCUGGAUCGCUUUGCAGAGGAGACGCUGAGGACGCUGUGCGUGGCCAGCAGGGAGGUGAGCGAGGCCGAGUUCCGCGCCUGGAGCCAGAGGCACCGCGAGGCCGCGGUGCUGCUGCAGGACCGUGCCCAGGAGCUGGACAGGCUCUACGAGGAGAUGGAGCAGAACCUGCAGCUGCUCGGGGCCACAGCCAUCGAGGACAAGCUGCAAGAUGGAGUCCCUGAGACCAUCCAGCUGCUGAAACUGGGCAACAUCAAAGUGUGGGUGCUGACAGGAGACAAACAAGAGACCGCGAUGAACAUCGGCUACGCCUGCAGGCUGCUGACGGACGACAUGGAGAUCCUGGAGGAGAAGGAGGUCAGCGAGAUCCUCCAGGCCUACUGGGAAAGCAACAACAACCUCAGUGGCAGUGGGGAUACCCUGUGCAGCCGCCGCCCCUCCCAGCAGCGCCCAGAGACUCCAUGCCACAAGAGAGCCAUCAUCAUCAGUGGGGACUUCCUGGACAAAAUACUCCACACGGGCGAGGUGCUGAAGGAGAAGAAGGGGUGGCCGUGGCGGUGGCUCUGCUGUGACGGGGCCGAGGCCUCGCAGGACCAGGGAGGUCUGGUGGAGAAGGCCUUUGUGGACCUGGCCACCAGCUGCCAGGCUGUGAUCUGCUGCAGGGUGACCCCCAAGCAGAAAGCCCUGAUGGUGCAGCUGGUGAAGAAGCACAAGAAGGCCGUCACCUUGGCCAUCGGGGACGGGGCCAACGAUGUCAACAUGAUCAAAACCGCGGACAUCGGGGUGGGCAUCAGCGGGCUGGAGGGGCUGCAGGCCGUGCAGUGCAGUGACUACGCCCUGGCCCAGUUCUCCUUCCUGCAGCACCUGCUCCUCGUCCACGGCCGCUGGAAUUACCUGCGCAUCUGCAAGUUCCUCCGCUUCUUCUUCUACAAGACCUUCGCUGGCCUCCUGGCCCAGGUGUGGUUCGCUUUCCACAGCGGAUUCACGGCCCAGCCUCUGUAUGAGGGCUGGUACCUUGCACUCUACAAUAUUUUCUACACUGCCUACCCCAUGCUGUCCGUGGGCCUUUUGGAGCAGGAUGUGAGUGCUAAGAAGAGCCUGGAGUUCCCUGAGCUCUACAUGGUUGGGCAGCAGGAUGAGCUCUUCAAUUAUCGCGUUUUUGGUGUCACCCUCCUGCACGGGGUGGGCACCUCCCUCAUCAGCUUCUACAUCACGCUCUGGGCCUUUGAGGACCACGUUGGCACCAAGGCCGUGGGUGACUAUGAGUCCUUCUCUGUCACAGUGGCCCUGUCGGCGUUGCUGUCGGUCCUCGUGGAGAUUGUUCUGGACACUCAGUACUGGACAGUGUUGUCCUUCCUGAUGGUCACAGCCAGCCUGCUCCUCUUCUGCCUCUUCUCCUUCCUGACCCAAAGUGUUGAUGCCUACAGGAUAGCCCCUGCCAUCUUCCGCUUCCCAGAUGCCAGCUGGAAUGCCCUGACUGACCCCUAUGUCCUGCUCGUGGUCCUGCUGGCCCUGGUGGUCAACACCCUCCCCUCGCUCACCGUCCACGCCGUCCGUGCCAUCCUGGGCACAGCCACCACGCAGCAGAAGAUCCACCUGGAGGCCAGGCGGGACCCGGAGCCGCCGGUGGAGCUGCGCUCCCACGUCCCCCGCGGCUCCUUCCGCCGCCGCUCCAGCUACGCCUUCUCCCACCAGGAGGGCUACGCCGGCCUCAUCACCCGCGGGGACAGUCUGCGUGCCAGGGCCACCCACGGCAGCGCCCCGUGUGCCCUGCGCCCCCAGGGGACCCCGGCCGUGCCCUCGGGGCGCUGCCCCUCGGUGUAGCUGCUCCCACCGCGCUGGGACAGCAGCAGGGGCACACCUGGCUGCUCCCCUCCUGCCAGGGCCACCUUUAAUCUUAUCUGGUGCUUUGCAGAGGGGCUGGCCCAGCCUGGGGGGCUCCUGCUGCGGGCACCGUGACCCCCAGGCUGGGCACACGUGGCUUUGCAGAGCUGUGGCAGCCGCUGCCCGCUGCCACCAGGCUGGCCCCUCGCCCUGUGACCCUCUGCCUGGCAGCCCAUCCCCCUUCGCUCUGCCGAGCCCUCGGAGCCUCUGGUGUGAGGCUCGUCCCGCCCAAGGCUGUGCCCACAAAAGCAGUGCUGCCGACCCAGAGUCAUUAACGCAGCUCUGGAUUAAUGAACUGCCCCGAUGCAGAGCAGCAGCGGGGCUGGGCGGGGGUGCAGCCCCUCGCCCCUGCUCGUUCCCACCCACAGGGGACUGAGCUGCAGUGGCUGCAGGAAGAACCUUGUUUUGUGCUCUCCACCAAGGGCUGGGGUCAAUCCUGUGCCUUUUCUGUCAGGUCACAGAAUCCUGGAGUGGCUGGGGUGGUGUUGGAUUAUGGUUUUUUUUGAUUUAGAGAUGGGGUAACUGAGAGACAUUUUAAAAAUUUUUAUUCUAUUUUUAGUCUUAUGAGAAGAGUGAGACAAUACAGAUGUUAUAAUUUA